Messenger RNA from Pelagomonas calceolata, 1898 nucleotides. The record is from the annotation of a GenBank genome assembly. NCBI's taxonomy places the organism in Eukaryota, Pelagophyceae, Pelagomonadales, Pelagomonadaceae.
CUCAGCGCUUGCUCUUUUGUACUCCAAACGCAGCCCAAGCCGGCGACCAGCGGGUCUGGCGAGACCACUCGGCCCCUCCCGGGUCCUGGGCCCACGCGUGCUCCCACUUUUGGGUCCUGCCGUGGGUGGUCUAUGUAGCUGCAAGACAGGGCAGCCCCCACAACAAGCACCACUGGACGCCAUCGACGCGACAAGAUGACGUGGCCGAGUAGGGCCCUCGCGGACCCGCCCGAGGACUACCAUGCGGCCCUCCAGGACAUGCCGCCGCCCACUUCUGAGGUAAGAAUGAUGGACCCGAUGGAAGAAAAGAAAAAGUCCGUCUGGAAGCAUAGCGACUUAAAUAUUGCGUGCCACAACCAGAUGUGCCGCGUGAACCAUCCCGUGUUUGCCGGGGUGUGUAUUGGUUGUGGCCAUUGGGUGCGGAAAGCUGAUGUACCUGGCUAUAAUAAGGCUCCUCGUAUCGAGAACGUCGACGUGCCCUAUGCCUUGCUACGGGCAGCGAGAUACCACAAGAAUAGGAGGGAGGAGGAUCCUCCUCCAUACGGCGCGCGACGCAUGCGCGAAUCGGGCUGGAUCCCGGCAGAAGGCAAGCCCCACCCCAUGUGCUUCUGGGCCUUGCCUGUUCUGCCGAAGGACCACUACGAGCGGGUCUACGACGCGGAUAAGUCGCGGCAUUUGCGAGAUGCCGCGAUGACAGGGGAUAUACAGAUGCUCAAAGAAGUCUUAGGUUAUGAGAACAUCGACGUGAACGCCAGAGCCGAGGACGAGUGCACCGCUCUCCAUUUAGCGGCGCAAAAUGGGGAAUUGAAAGUAGUCCAGAUUUUACUGGAUGAUGGGCGAUGCGACGUCGACGCGUUGGAGCAUAGAGAUUCGACGGCCGCACACCUCGCCGCGAGACAGGGCUUCACGGACGUCGUGGAAUUGCUCGCGACGCACCCGCGAGCCAUCGGGAACAUGGCCCUCAGAGAUUACGAUGGAAGGACCCCGGCGGACGUCGCGUACGCCGCAGGGCAUGUCAGUUGCGGCGACGCCAUCGCUAAAUUAACAACGGAUGCAUUAGGUAUGAGGUUAAGAAAGUGGGCGGCGAAAGAGGCGGAACGCAUGCUCUUCGCCACGAAGCGGUACUCGAUACUGUACGGGCGGGACCCGGAGCCCUACUCGCUGCCCUUCAGCUUCGCCGAGGAGCCGCCCAUCUUCAAGGAAGCUGUUGAAGAGGACGAGGCCGAGGCGCCCGCGCCGGCCGUCGACGAUGAUCAUUCCGACGACGGCUUCUCGGACGGCGAGGCCGUCCUCAUAGAACAAAUCGUCUCGGACGCCGACGCGGCCGCGCCGGCGCCGAGCCUAUCUAGAAGGACAUAUCCGCCUUUACCGACGGCGGACCCCGAACACGUCAAACGAGCCCAUCAGGCGGCGCAUGUCGCGCUGGCCAAAGUCGCGGCGACGGCCGUCGUCCUGCCCAUCUUCAAGCACGUGUCGGCGUCCGUGUCGCGGGGCGAGCGCAUCGACCACGACCCAAAUCCGGACCUCAGGGAGCGGAAGCUGCUCCACGAUAGGUGGCGGGCCGAGCGCACGGUGGCAAGGGCGUUGCAGGACGAGCAGGACCGCGCCGCGGCGCGCCUGCAGGCCAUCACGCGCGGCAACGCCGAGCGGAGCCGCAAGGGCAAGCGACGGCGUCGCAAGACGAGAGCGCCGCCGCCGCCGCCGGACCCGCGGCGCCGCGUGCUGCGGAAGGGCCGGUCCGGCUUCGCCCUGCCGGCGGCGCCCUCUCGUCAAGGGCGCUACCGGUCCCUGCGCGCCGCCGCCGACGACUCGGAGAGCGAGUACGAGGACGACGACGAGCCGCGGUGCCGGCCGGUGCUGCGGAUGAAGGAUAAUGUGAGGAAUUAACUGCUUAGUAG